Molecule: messenger RNA, 1182 nt
Organism: Fonsecaea nubica
Lineage: Eukaryota; Fungi; Ascomycota; Eurotiomycetes; Chaetothyriales; Herpotrichiellaceae
Exons: 5
Coding region: 1-1182 (393 amino acids)
Molecular function (GO): protein binding
Source: RefSeq, a predicted model, not a curated record
AUGGGUGGUGGUCCGAAAAACCCUGAGGCCUCGCCGUGUCUCAAGACUGUUGGCGCAUCAUCGCAGUCUCCUCCGUGCGACGAGAACGAUGCCCGGCAUAUCGAAAGCCGUGAGAAUACCGAAGCGGAUGAUACGGACGAUGAGACAGCCAGUCCACGACCACAGAUACUCUGUCCGGCCACUACCUCUAAAGACUGUCCUGCGACCUCGGAGGAGGCCUCUGCCCAUCCCCACAAAAGCCUGCUCCUCAGCCGCGGUCACAACGGCGGAAAUCGGUGGAGAGGGUCGCCAGAAGCGCCAAAAGAGAAAGCAGAGCAGGAGGCCUCCCAUUCAAAAGAAGACAACAAGGACUCGAAUCCCGACCCCGAGGCGGCGCCGACCAGUGUGGAUGAAACGCCAGAUGACACACAGCAGGCGGCUCCCAUCGAGACCGCUCCCGAGGAGACAGCUUCCAAGAAGGCGGAGGCUGGGGGCGCUUUCGAGGAGAUAACUCACGAGGGGGAGGAGGCGGAUCGCCACAAGACCGGUCAUGAGAAAAUAUCUACCGAGGUGGCGGACGAAAAUGCAGAUGUCGCUCUCGACGAGGCUGCCGUUACCCAGCAGGAAUCAGCCCAGGACAAGACGAAGUCUCAGUCCAAGAAAAAGCCCAAGACUAAACUGCCGGUCCUUGUCGAAUUCAGGGAGCUGGAUGACCAGAGUCUGGAUAAAAAGGGAGACAUUUCCAAAGAGGAGUACACUCGAUGUCAAAGCAAGGACCCCUCGAUCGGCCGCAUCUACCACUACCUGGCCAUUCUAGCGCAGCCCCGGACUCGAAUUUCGCCUGACGAACAAUUCCACGCCACUGUGUCCCAUCUUUUCUACUACACCAAGUCCCUCGUCGUGAAAGCCCCGGUUUUCGCCGCGCGGGAGUCCGUGUCGACCCUUAUCAAACCGAUUGUUGCCCGGAAUGAGGAGGAAGCCGAGAAGCUAGCUAGCGACCCCCAGACCGAUAAAGACCACUUCCUUACCGCUGUUUCCCAUCUGAUUCUCGCUUCCCUAGAGCCCGAGAUCCUCAGGGGAAAAGGCUGCAAGGAUAGGAGGAACGAUCACCUUCAGACUGUCUACGCGGCACUGAAGAAGAUCAAGAUUGGUGCAUCUGCCACGACAUCCAGAAGUUGUCCAAGAUAUGUGCCGGCCCUAUAG